UAUAAGCUAGUAAUCGCAGUAUCGCCACUGCAGUCGACCUGUGAGGUUUAGGUUUCACUUGCGAUUUAUGUUUAUUACGUACAAGUUCUUCAUAAUAUAUACAUUUUAAUUAAAUUAGUUGUGUAAUUUUUUCACAAUGAAACGGUGUUUAGAAGAGCAUGAAUCCACCAUGAACGAACAAAAUGAAGGUGCUUCGUGUUCAAAAAGUAAAUCCUGUCUUACAAGCAAUGCUGAUGAAUCUGAAACUCAAAUGGACUUAAUUAAUAAAACUACAAAUUCCGAUGAUGAUAAUGAUAUCUUAAAUGAGAAGCGAAAAAAUUAUAUAAGCUGGGAUGAUCUUUUUAUGGCCAUUUCAUUUUUGUCAGCGAAACGAAGUAAGCAUCGUAAUACUAAAGUUGGUGCUUGUAUUGUUGACUUGGACAAAAAAAUCGUAGGCAUAGGAUAUAACGGAAUGCCUACUAGAAGUGACAAUUGUAACUUUAAAUAUGAUAAAUUUAUAUGUUUUUAUGAAUGUCACGCUGAAAUGAAUGCCAUAUUGAAUAAAAACUCUAUAAAUUUACAAAACUGUACCAUAUAUGUAUCUGUUUAUCCGUGUAGUGAAUGCACGAAAAUUAUCAUUCAAUCCGGUAUCAAGGAAGUAGUGCAUUUCCCAAAAUCAAACGCAUGUACAGCAGCCGCUAAGAAGAUGUUUGGUGCGUCGGGUUUAAUAAUCAGAGAACACAAACCCAAUCAGAAUAUUAUACUUGAUUCAAUAACAGACCAAUCAGAUGGGAGUGAUUUAAGCUGGGAAAAUUUUUUUAUGGCUACAGCAUUGUUGAUGUCAAAACGUAGUAAAGAUCCCGUAUCACAAGUUGGAGCUUGUAUUGUUGACUCGGACAACUUAAUUGUAAGCACAGGAUAUAAUGGAAUGCCUACUGGAUGUAACGAUGAUGACUUUCCAUGGGGUAAAGACAGUGUGUCGGAUUUAAAAAACAAAUUUGUUUAUGUAUGCCACGCUGAAAUGAAUGCUAUAUUUUAUAAAAGAUCUAUAAAUGUAAAAGAUUACACCAUAUAUGUAACGCGUUUUCCAUGCAUUGAAUGUGCAAAAAUAAUUAUUCAAUCGGGUAUCAAAAACGUAGUUUAUUUGUGGGAUCCGAAAUUAGGUAAAAAGAAAAAUAAGUCCAUCAGAAGUAUCUUUUCUGCAUCGGGAGUAGAAAACAGACCACACAACCAAAACCGUAAAAAGCUGGAUAUCAUACUUGAUUUUUCAACAACUGACUAAUACUCCAUACAUUUCAUAUUAUAAACAAUUGUAUUUAGUAUAGGUAUAUUUGACUACAUUAAAAUAUGAUUUUUCAAAUAUGGAAGCGCAAGAAAAUAAAAUAAUUUACUAGAAAAAUUUAAAUAAUAUAUUUCAGAAAAAAAUUUUAAAUUAAAAUGUAAACAGCCAUUGUUGUUGAAGCAGAUUGAUCAAUAAUAAUAAAAAACAUAUGAUUAAUUUGUUAAUAACCAAUAAUUUUUAAAAGUGAAAAUUACCUUGGGAAAUUGUUAGUCACUUAUUAUUUUCUUGUUUAUCAUUAUAAAAUAUACAUACAUAUAAUAAAACCAAAAAACGUGUGAUUUA
Molecule: messenger RNA, 1603 nt
Organism: Myzus persicae (green peach aphid)
Lineage: Eukaryota; Metazoa; Arthropoda; Insecta; Hemiptera; Aphididae
Product: deoxycytidylate deaminase-like
Exons: 5
Coding region: 137-1261 (374 amino acids)
Biological process (GO): dUMP biosynthetic process; dTMP biosynthetic process
Cellular component (GO): cytoplasm
Molecular function (GO): zinc ion binding; dCMP deaminase activity
Source: RefSeq, a predicted model, not a curated record